AUGGACAAAAGACGGCAUGACAGUCAACAUCUCAACCACGAAUGUCACAGACGGCUCGCUAGUAGUCGAUUCGGAAAAUGACGUCGGGAAGUACACUUGCUUCGCCUCCAAUGAGUUUGGCACGGUCGUGGCCAGUACCAUCCAAGUAGAGUUCGCCUUUUUGAACCAGUUCAAUCAGACCCAAAUUGACGGCAGUACGUUUUACGUGAACGAGAGCGACUGGCUGAUUCUGCCGUGCCGGGCACCAGCGGGACACCCGGCCCCCGUGAUCUCUUGGACCCGCAACGGGUACCCACUCUUCGCCAACGGCUCAUCCUGGGAUCCGGAUCACGGACUGGCCCAAGACGGUGCCGGGAACCUGGUGUUCCUGAGAGCUUCCUUGGCCAACAACGGAACUUACAGGUGCAUUGUGCAGUCAACGGUCACGAAGAAAUCUAUAUUCUCCGAGGAAAAGACAGUUGUCGUUAGAAAGGUCGAUGCUACCCCCUGGAAACCGCCACAGAUCCUCGAAAGCGUCCGAGUCGUCAAAGCGUCCCUCGGAGAAGACGUGAAGAUCUACUGUCUGGCCAUUGGAAAUCCAGCACCAAAUGUUAGCUGGACUAGGUCUGACGACCCAUCGUUCCACGCCGAGGGCCCCGUGCUCACCCUGCACAGCGUGCAGAUGAGGGAUGAGGGCACAUACACCUGCACGGCUUCGUCGACAAACAUGGCCGACCAGACCACAUCCUUGCGUGUCGAAGCCGCACCUUACUGGAUUGAGAAGCCCAGGGACACAACUAUCCGUAAAGGCGAGACUGCCGAAAUGUCAUGCAUAGCGGGCGGCAAGCCGACCCCCAACAUCACUUGGAUGGAGAAUGGGGAAUCCAUGCCACAGUAUGAUGGCUUGUCUUCCAUCGUUGUGGAGGACAUGAAAGUGUACCAGUGCGUGGCAACCAAUGACCAUGGCCAAAUCAUCGCCAAUGCCAUCUUGAAUGUGACAGGUCCGCGACGGCCCGCCCCGUCUGGAGUCAUAGCUACCGUCAAAAGUAGAGAAUCUGCCCUCAUCUCUUGGCAGCCAAUCAACGACACUCACCUUGUCAGAUAUAAGAUCUUCUACAAACGUAAAGAUCGAAAGAAAUGGAAAUCGAAGGACUGCGGUCGGCGAACCCAGUGCACGCUUCAGGGUCUCAAAAAGGAUGGCAAGUUUGACUUCUACGUCGUCGCCGAGUAUGACAACGGUGAUAAAGAGGGAUCCAGGGAAUUCUCUUUCAAUUUACAGCCAAAAGAUCUCCACCGUUUUGAGCCACCAGUGCUCUUUUCGAUGUUCAACACUGCGUUUUACUGUGUCAUUGUAUUGGCCGUGUCUACACCAAUCAUCAUGUGUGUCAUACUCUGCAUUCGAGACCAAAUAAAUGGAUACGAUCCUGAAUCGCCCACACCAUCGGACGCCUUUGCCCCAGCGAAGCCCAACCCGGACCCACCAGAAGUCAAGGUGGAAACAGUGCCUCGUCAGGACGGUGCUGGGCCAUCACAGCCGCAUGCCAAAUAUGGCAAGGGGACAACCUCCGUGGCCAAAUGAGUGAAGUGAAUCCCCCCACCCCACCCGCCCGCACAUAGCAGGAGAUAGUGUCGUCGGUCACACUACUUUAAAUGCUGGGAAAAAUUGAAUGUGCACAGACAGAAAUUUGAUUCACAAGCAUUCGGCAAUGAAGUCUUUUCCGGUUGUAUGCUGCGAAAGUAAUGUGCUUCUCCUUCGGGUUCUGUUUUGAGUUGAACGCUCAGAUUAAGCAAGUGUAAAUUGCUGGGUUUUUUUCUAUCGUCUGCAGUCUUUGGAAUUUGUCAUAUAUGAUGUCAAAUUAAAUGUUUCUUUUGUCGAUUUACUCAUUACAUGUUGGCACAAGGGGGUCCAAUAUUAGUUUUGGCGAAGGCGCGCGCCGUGCUCAUUGUAUGUUCGCGCAGGUAAAAAGUAUCUAUGCUGCAUACGUGUAUCAGGUAAUUUCUUUGCAACGCACUGUACUAGGAUAACUUAUAUGCAAAUUUGAGUAGUAUUCAUGAGGUUAUCAUGUGCUAAGCAGUAUAUUCUAGGUAUAAUUUACAUGCAACGGUAAAUCUGCAACACAGUGCGUAUCAGGUGGCCUUUCCUGAAGACCUUUCCGAUAUUGCCUUGUCCAGUCGUAGGUUUGGACGACCAUCCAGUGGAUGGCACACUGUGAUAGGCCGUCAGUGCAAAAACAAUAAUUGGCAAAGCUUACCCCAACAAUUUAUGAACGUGUAUAUACAAAAGUCACAACAACAUUGUGUUUAUACUUCUGCUGAAUGCUAAAUGAAUAUAUACGUCCUCCUUUUCAUUAAGAGUAUUCUUUUUGCUAAGGUUGACCUUCCAUUUUAUACUGACCUCUCGUUCAAAAAGGGCGAUCAGUGCUCGUUGGAGCAAAGAAAGGUUCAUGAACUGGACACGUGACCGUUCAAGACUACUUCCACAGUUCAGCUCACAGUGGCCUGGAGGGUUUUCAGUGGUUAUAGUUUCGUUUAAUUAAAAAUGAAACAAAUUGUCCUUCCCUGUCGCUGUGUGCUUCUGCAAUGUGGUAAUUUACACAUAUAGAUUUAGCGUGCAUCAGGCAGACAAGCAUCUCGUAUUGUAGAUAUUGUAGGUCGUAGAGUCGGCCUACAUUUUUGGAUAUUCUGUAGUAUAAUGCCUCAAUGUUUGAGGUACAUGUACGUGCAUGUACAUGUUCUUGUAUCUUGUAGUCGUGGUGGGCCGGGCCAUGCAAUCUUGGGUCUAGAUUGUCUUGAACUGAGGUAGUACUCGGUCGAUAUGUGGGGUUUUGUAACAAUGCGCUUAGUGCGCACUGUUCGUCCGUUUACAUUUUGAAUUAAUCACUAUUUACCACCUUGAAAGGUACGUACUUUUGUAACAGCUGAUUUGCUACUUUUUUAUUUAACGAGAACACAAGGUGUUGUGGGUAGCUAUCCAAAGACAAUGGACAAAUUUGCUCGUCACCCCCCUCCCAGGCACUGGGGUAGACUUAUUAGCUUAGUAUGCAUGAAUUAGGCUUCGAGCCCUCAGAUAGAAUUUGUUUAAACAAUGCAACGCAUGUGCAUUACUGACAACUUUUGCUUUGAUCAAGCAGCAAGCGAUCAACCCACUAUGUUAAUUGCAGGGGUGUAGCCUGGUUUGGCCCCUGGGCGCGAUUUUCCAGACAGCCAGUGAAACUCUAACUUCCAGCAUUAAUUUAAACGCGGAAUGCAAGUGCGCACAUGUAAAGCAGAUUGCUACCCUCCCCUCAAUAAACUCUUCUUCAUUUUGGCACGAAUCAGAGCUUGCCAAUGACCGUCGCAUUAAUUCGAUUGUUCUUCGUGUAUAUUAGAUUUUUGGAAGUGAUGGGUCCAUUUUUGGCACGAUAUUUCUCUUUUAGGUCUA
Molecule: messenger RNA, 3400 nt
Organism: Acanthaster planci (crown-of-thorns starfish)
Lineage: Eukaryota; Metazoa; Echinodermata; Asteroidea; Valvatida; Acanthasteridae
Product: contactin-2-like
Biological process (GO): dendrite self-avoidance; axon guidance; homophilic cell-cell adhesion
Cellular component (GO): plasma membrane; axon
Molecular function (GO): cell-cell adhesion mediator activity
Source: RefSeq, a predicted model, not a curated record